UCAGGAGGGUGCAAAAACGUUUUCCACACCACUGUUCUUGCCAGUUCUAUGUUUAUUUAUCCUGCCUUUUAAUUAUUCUUAUGAGGUGGCAUACAUUAUCUUCUCCAAAGAAAAUCUUGACAUGUUUCCUCUUACGUCAGUGCCGGGUUCAAAUCGCUUUCCAGGAGCUUGAUGUUACAUAAUAUACAGAAAGAAUGUUUAGGCAUUCAUCAGUAGAUAUCAUGUGUCGGCCAAGACCUUGCUCAGUGAUGUACAGUAUUUUCUGAGCAAAUACUGCAGCCAAUCAGAAGACAGAUCUCCCAAGGGUAAUCUAAGUGGGAGGGAGGGCAUAGUAUCCCCUUGUGACCCAACUGGGCAAUGAAGGGCUCAAAGGAGCAAUGGCCUCAAAGCAGUCACAUCUUGCAGAAGACCUGUCAUGCCCCAUCUGUGGAAAUAUCCUACAAAAGCCCGUAGUGCUGUUUUGCAGACAUCGCUUCUGUAAACUCUGUCUGGAGAGCCUGUGGAAUGGUGGAGGAUCUUGCGAAUGCCCCCUUUGCUUUCAGCCAUCAUCUAUGGGGGAGCUCAUAGUCAACACCACACUUGAAAAGACCUGCGAGGGCUUUCUGGAGCGCUGCAAAAAUGACCCUCUUGCGUGCAAGGAGCAUGGCGGGACCUUGACGCUCUUUUGUUUGGAGGACCUGGAACCCACUUGUAGCACAUGCAAAUCAUCUGCCAACCACAAGAGUCACAGGUUAUAUCCCUUAAAUGAAGCUUCACAUGACUGCAAGGAGGAACUCAAAAAUGCUUUGAAACCACUUCAGCAUAAACUGAAGCUCUUCCAAAAAGCAAAACUCACUUGUGAGCAAGCAAUAGACCAUAUUAAGAGUCAGGCAGAGAACACAGAGAGGCAGAUACGAGAGGAGUUUGAGGCACUGCACCAGUUCCUGAGACACGAGGAGGCGUCCAGGCUUUCGGUGCUAAAGCAGGAGGAGGAUCAGAAAAGGCAGAUGAUGAAUGAUAAGAUUGAAGAUUUGGACAAUGACAUCUCUUCACUUAGCAACACUAUAAGAAUUGUUGAACAGGAGAUGAGAUCUCAGGAUAUCCCAUUCCUCAAGAAUUAUAAAGACACCAUAAAGAGAACCUGGCGUAUUCCCCAGGACCCAGAGAUGAUAACAGGUUCACUGCUUGAUGUAGCCAAACAUCUAGGCUCAUUAAAGUUUAAAGUCUGGGAAAGAAUGAUGGAAACCAUUCGAUAUACUCCAGUGACUCUUGAUCCAAACACUGCGGCAAGCUGCUUCCUCCUGUCGGAGGAUCUGACUACAAUACAGUGCUGUUCUCAGACCUUUAAACUCCCAGAAAACCCAGAGCGCUUCGAUAUAGGUGCAGAGGUGCUGGGCUACGAGGGCUUCAGCUCUGGGCGACACAGCUGGGACGUGGAGGUCAAAAACAACACUUACUGGGUCAUUGGAGUUGCAAGUGCAUCCAUCAGCCGGAAGGGAAAGCACGUACUGACCCCUGCAGAGGGAUUCUGGACCAUUAGGCUACGAAACGGAGAGUAUAAGGCCUGUACUGCCCCAUGGUCCCCGCUCACUAUGACUAAGGAGCCGCAGGUGGUGAGAGUCGUAUUGGACAUGAACAGGUCCAGGGUGACUUUCUACGACCCACGAGAGAGAACGCCUCUGUUCACCUUCACGGACAUCAUCACUUCGAGAGCAUUCCCAUACUUCUGCAGCGCCUGUAAGGAGCACCCACUGAAAGUGUUGCCAGCGUGGAUCUCUAUUAAGACAGACUGAGGUGAAGAACGUGCCUCUCAGCGUCUCUUUCCUCAAGUCUCACCUCUCGUGUCAAGCCCGGCUCACACUGAGUGAAUCUGGCCACUAUUUGGUCGUCUUAGACAAAUUUCAAAAAUCCCCAAAAAUUCCUAUAAUCCAAGGCUGAAAUCUGUUGUCUUUGAUUGCUGGUUUGACACGUUCACCGACAGCUGUAUAAUGGCUGUCACGAUUAAAUUUGACCUCUGUUAUGAAAUUCUGGCAGUGCCAGAAGAUUUGGUGCGCACUCCUGCAGUGACUUGUCCUACCAAGAACGCCAAACUGUUUUCAAGACAAGCCAUGAUCAUAAUUAAUGCUAGAGAUUUCUUAUAGCUGCAUAAACUCAUUCUCUCCUGUCCUCUGCUCACAGAAUUCAAACGAUAUGUUGUCUUUGCUGUGAUAAACCCCGGUGGUGCCACUGUUUUCAUUUCCUAGAGCUCUCUGAUCCAGCCAUAGACAGCAAUGAUCCAGAAACAUUUCAGCCUUAAUCUUAAACUCUGCAGACCCGGUACCGGGUCCGAAAAUAGCAUGCCACAUGUUUGUGUCUCAUUUGCAUAUCCUUCCU
Molecule: messenger RNA, 2352 nt
Organism: Carassius auratus (goldfish)
Lineage: Eukaryota; Metazoa; Chordata; Actinopteri; Cypriniformes; Cyprinidae
Product: zinc-binding protein A33-like
Exons: 6
Coding region: 378-1772 (464 amino acids)
Molecular function (GO): protein binding; zinc ion binding
Source: RefSeq, a predicted model, not a curated record